AACGACUUCAACGUUACAGAGAUCAAUGUGUAUAGAUGUCGUUUGAUGCCUUUCCAUGUUCCAGCAACCCCACCCCUGAGCCGACGGACCUGCUGCCGGUCGUGUGGACGACAGUAGAAGGUAACAAGCGGCCGUAUCUGGACAUCGACACCGACCUGCAGCUCAGAAGCAGGCCCUUCCACCACCGGAUGGCCUUCUGGGAUCUCUUCUAUAAGCUCUACGGAGAAUUGGAACGCAGGAACUAGCAGCCGAAAUAAAAAAUGAAGUAGUACGAGAUACGGUUUAUAC
Messenger RNA from Bombyx mandarina (wild silkworm), 288 nucleotides. RefSeq lists its product as uncharacterized. NCBI's taxonomy places the organism in Eukaryota, Metazoa, Arthropoda, Insecta, Lepidoptera, Bombycidae. The record is from RefSeq and is a predicted model, not a curated record.